Messenger RNA from Clonostachys byssicola, 1260 nucleotides. The record is from the annotation of a GenBank genome assembly. NCBI's taxonomy places the organism in Eukaryota, Fungi, Ascomycota, Sordariomycetes, Hypocreales, Bionectriaceae.
AUGAAUGCCGAGAUACUCAAAAAUAAGAUACCACAGUUCAUAAAAGACCUUCAUCAUCCUUUCGCUAUCAACAGUGGAUUCGGAAUCGAUGCUCUCGACAUUCCAGCCGAAGCCUUCUGCAAUCCCGACUCAUUAGAGCGGAGUUCCUCAGCGGAAAUACCUAGCGAUCUCUUCAAACGCAUCAAAGUCUCAAAUGAGUGGAAGGUCUGGUCCGAAGUUGAUUCACAGCUAUCGGAGAUUUUAGACUGCCAGGAGGCCUUGAACACUGUUAAGGAAUUCCAAUUCCAUAUAAAUAUUAACGAAACUUCGCUUCCACCUAGCAGCACAUUGGAUCUUUUCGUUCAACUCUUUGAUAAGACACGUCAGAUGAAAACCUUGACUUGGGAAGGGACUAUUUUGAAGUACGAGGGGCAGGAGCAGCUCCCUCCUUCACCGAUAGAGCAACAUUUCACUCUACACAAUGUUCAGUUCCCGGGUGUGACGACAAUGAUCCUCGACCCAAACAUGCACUUCCUCGUACACAUGGCGCCUAAUCUUCAAUCGCUGAGUUCUCCUUCUGACCCCGACUGGGUCAGGUGGAGGCGCUGGGGUUUUCCUCAUCCGUUAGGAAACCCAACUCUAGGUUUAGUCAAAGCAGCGUCAGGGGCUAGCAAAUUACGGGAGUUUGAUCUGGUAGCCCUUUGGACCAACGAGUUGACCAGCGAAUUCCACCAAGGAUUCCCAGUUCUAGAGACAAUUCAACUACAUGGUUCGCUAGAUGGGUUUGGCCCUGAUGGCUAUGAAUUUGGCGAAGUAUUCAAUGGAACGCUUGAGGACAUUUCUCACCUGAAGGCCCUCACUAAAAUUUCCCUUCCUUUUGAUCAAAAUCCACAACUAGGGCUUGAGUUCCCUGACUGUGAGUAUUGCUCAGCCGUCGAGGCGAGAAAGCUUGCGCGAUUUGAACUCACCCACUCUCUUGCUCUCUCAGAAACUGUGGCCAACAUUGUGGUUGAAAGGUUGCCUAAACUUAAGAGGGUUUGCUUCCAAAGGUAUGCUUGCACGGCUGUAGUCAGUGGCGAGAGACCGACCUGGCCUUGGACCGGCAAAUUGAGAGAGUAUGUCCUGGAGGCGUCUCCACGAUUUCGUGGAUAUAACGAAAGCGGAAUGUUCGAAGAAGAAGAUCCCAAUGGACCCGUUUUGGAGACCUGGGAGGAGGAUCAGGUCUGGUUUUCGCAGGGGGGGAGAGGCGAGCGCAAUAAUGGCGCAGCUGAUGAACUCUAG